GCUCCAAUUCGUCAUUUUCUUGUUUGUUUGUUUUUUAUUUAUUCGCAUUCUAUUUAUUUUUUGGUUAUUUCAAUGUUCGUCGAAGAGCUUAUUCUCGACGGCUUCAAGUCGUACGCCGCGCGUACGCACAUCACAGGUUGGGACCACGAGUUCAACGCCAUUACCGGGCUGAACGGCUCGGGCAAAUCCAACGUGCUCGAUGCAAUUUGCUUUGUGCUUGGCAUUCGCAAUUACAAGCUGUUGCGCGCAAACAAUCUCCAGGAUCUCAUAUACAAGCGUGGCCAGGCGGGAAUUACCAAGGCCUCGGUCACGGUGGUGUUUAGAAAUGACGACCGGAAGACCAGCCCUUUGGGAUACGAGGACUACAAGCAUAUUUCCUUGACGCGACAGAUUAUGGUCGGCGGCAAAAACAAAUACAUGAUCAACGGACACACAGCGCAGGAGCAAGCAGUGGCCAACAUGCUGCAGUCAGUGCAACUGAGCAUUAACAACCCGCAUUUCUUGAUCAUGCAGGGAAAGAUUACGCAAGUACUGAACAUGCAGCCGCCCGAGAUUCUGGCCAUGAUCGAGGAGGCCGCCGGCACGCGCAUGUUUGAGGAGCGCAAGGACAAGGCGCAGAAGACUAUGGCGAAGAAGGACAAAAAGACCGAGGAGAUAUCGGCCAUCCUGGCUGAGGAAAUCACACCAAAGCUGGACAAGCUGCGCCACGAGAAGCAGGCAUACCUGGAGUACCAAAAGGUCGAGAUUGAGCUUGACCGCCUGCGCCGCCUCACUGUCGCCUACGACUACACCAAGUGCGAAGAGUCAGUCAACAACGGCAGCACGUCGCUGGUCGAAAGCAGGUCGCGUUUGGAGCACAUGACAGAGCAGCUAGAGACACUCAAGGGUGAGAUUGCCAAUAUUGCUAAGAACAAGGUGCAGACGGAGGAGAAGCGCAAGGGCGAGAUGAUAAAGAACGGCGAGUUCAAGUCCCUGCAGGCGCAGGUCGAUCAGCUGUCCAAGGAGCUUGUGAGGAUUAAGACGCAAAGCGACCUGAAAGUGACAUCGAUCAAGGAGGAGCGCGCAACCAAGGCCAAGCUGCUCGAGUCCAAGAGCAAGUACGAGGGCGAGCUGGCCAAGCGCGCUCAGGACUUCCAAAAUCAGGCGGCAAAGUACACCGAAGAGAAGCAGCUCUACGACGAGCACAUCAAGGACGUUGGCCAGCUUGAGGAACUGUUGCAGUCGCUGACCACCGGUGUGGCCACCGACGAGGGCCGCGAGGGAGGUUUUAUGCAACAGCUGCAGGAGGCCAAGAAGGAGGCCAGCGACGCGGCGACAGCCAUCGAGCAGGCGAAGUUGCGCAUGGGCCUGUUGAACGACGAGUCCAAGGAUAUCAACGCCAGCCUGAAGAAGGCGCUCAAUGACAACUCGAACCUGCUGCAGGAGAAAAAGUCCUUCGAGGCGCACAUUUCCAAGGUCAACCAGCGCAUGAAGGGGCACGCUUUCAAGCCAGAGGUCAAGCGCGAGCUGGAGCAGAAGCGCGGCGAGGUGCUCGAGCAGCUCGAGUCGGUCGACGAACACCGGCGCAGCCUGGAGGCGCAGUUGAGCAACUUUGACUUCCAGUACCAGGACCCAGUACGCAACUUUGACCGCGGCAAGGUUAAAGGACUGGUGGCUUCGCUGAUCAACAUUGAUGACAAGAACAAGUUUGCAGCCAUUGCACUCGAGAUCACUGCGGGCGGGCGCAUUUAUAAUGUCAUCGUCGACGAUGACGACACUGGCUCGCUGCUGAUCAAGAACGGCAGGCUCAAGCGGCGCGUCACGAUCAUCCCACUGAACAAGAUUUCCGCGCAGCAGCUUGGCCAAGAUGUCGUGAAUUUUGCCAAAAACCUGGCCCCAGGAAAGGUUGACACGGCACUGUCCCUGGUUGGCUACCCAUCGGAACUGGAGAAGGCCAUGGCGUAUGUGUUUGGAUCGACGUUCGUCUGCAAGGAUCCACAGACCGCAGAGCAGAUGGCGUUCCACAAGAACAUCCGCAAGAAGGCAGUCACGCUUGACGGCGAUGUGUAUGACCCGGCAGGCACGAUGCAGGGCGGCUCCAAGCCGUCGAGCGCCGGCGUCCUCAACCGGCUGCAGGACCUCAAAAACGCGCGCAUGGAUCACGCCGAGCUGCACAAAGAACUUUCGGCCAUCGAGGCCGAGCUGUCGGCUAUCGACGAGCUGCGCGACGAGUUCUCACAGCUCUCGCGCGAGCUCGAUCUGUCCAAACACAAGCUGUCCUUGGUCGAGCAGCAGCUUUCCUACAGCUCAUAUGCGCAGAUGUCGUCGAGGCUGGAGGAAAUUUCGAAGGAGUUGGCAGAGCAAGAAGCUGCGGUCCCCGAGGCGACCACGCGCCACGGCCUGGCUGCAGAGCGCGCGCGCAAGAUUGAAAAAGAGAUGGGCGAGUUCAGCCAGGACAAGGGCGGCAAGAUCAAGCAGCUCAAGAAGCGGCUGGCAGCGCUGAAACAAGCGCUGCCACGCGCCGAGGAGCGUAUGAAGGAGUGCCAGCGUGUGACGCAAGAAGUGACGCUCGAGAAGGAAGAGAUCGAAAGCGAAAUUGGGGACCUUGAGAAGCAGGCCGGAGACAGCGAUGCGGCCAUUGCGGCUCAGGAGGACGAGCGACAGGAGAUCGAGGCCACGCUCGUACGCACCAAAGAGGAGUUGGACGUAAAGCAAGCCGCAGUCAGCCGACUCGGCAAAAAGCUCCUGGUAUAUGAUAAAGAGAUUGCAGAGCUGGACCAGCUGCAUCGCAACAAGCAGACGGACCUUACGACAGUGCAGCUUGAGCGCGAGCAGUUGGCCCACGAGCUUGAGCGGUUUGAGUCGGCCCAAGGCAAGAACAAGCGCACGCUUGAAGCCCUUAUGCGCGAGCACCCGUGGAUUGUCGACCAGAAGCAGUCGUUUGGGCAGCCCGACACGCCGUACGACUUUGUCAAGAACAACCCUGUGCAGGCUAAGAACCAACUGCGCCAUCUCGAGGACCAGUUCGCGUCGAUGCGCAAGACGACAAACACCGCGGUUAUGACAAACAUCGAGAAUGUUACCAAGCGCGAGGCCGUCCUCAAGCAGAUGCUCAAGACCGUCAUUCGCGACAAGCGCAAGAUUGAGGAGACUAUUUCGUCCCUGGACAAGUACAAGGUCGAGACGCUCGAGCGGACGUGGAAACUCGUCGACAAGGACUUUGGCGCCAUUUUUGGCGAGCUGCUGCCCGGUAACACAUCCAGGCUCGAAAAGCUUGAAGGUCAGCCGUUGUCGGCCGGUCUGGCCAUCCGUGUCAACUUGGGUGGCGUGUGGAAACAUAGCCUGACAGAACUCAGCGGUGGUCAGCGCUCGCUGAUUGCGCUAUCACUUAUCAUGUCACUGCUCCAAUUCAAACCGGCGCCCAUGUAUAUUCUUGACGAGAUCGACGCGGCCCUCGACCCGUCGCACACACAGAACAUCGGCCAGCUGUUCCGCACGCGCUUCAAGGGCUCGCAGUUCAUCGUUGUGUCACUCAAGGAGGGCAUGUUCAACAAUGCCAAUGUGGUCUUCCGCACGCGCUUCCGCAACGGAAUAUCAAUGGUCGACCGCAUUUCACACAAUUAAAAUUUUUUACAUAUCAAAAUAUUUGUUAUCU
This is a messenger RNA of Kickxella alabastrina, 3634 nucleotides long. RefSeq names its product putative nuclear condensin complex subunit Smc2. Gene Ontology annotation, molecular function: ATP binding; protein binding; ATP hydrolysis activity. Gene Ontology annotation, cellular component: chromosome. Bases 73 to 3603 code for a protein of 1176 amino acids. Gene Ontology annotation, biological process: chromosome organization. The transcript is spliced from 3 exons. The record is from RefSeq and is a predicted model, not a curated record. NCBI's taxonomy places the organism in Eukaryota, Fungi, Kickxellomycota, Kickxellomycetes, Kickxellales, Kickxellaceae.